This is a messenger RNA of Eimeria tenella, 3057 nucleotides long. RefSeq lists its product as uncharacterized. The record is from RefSeq and is a predicted model, not a curated record. The transcript has a single exon. Bases 1 to 3057 code for a protein of 1018 amino acids. Lineage: Eukaryota; Apicomplexa; Conoidasida; Eucoccidiorida; Eimeriidae.
AUGGCUUCUCUACGCCUCACUGGCGAGGAGGCACUGAGGGGUGCAGCUCCUCUGCAGUCUGUGGACUACUUAGAGUCCCCCACGAGAGACCAUUUGUUUGUAUUGUGGCGCAGAGGUCGUCAGCGGGGUUCCCACCUCGACGGGGCUGUGAUACUUUCACUUUUUGUUGCUCUUGCUGCAGCUUACUUGGUGUUACGUUGUGGUCUUCAAUUAAAAACUCGAAAAGGAUCUGGCGGGCUGAGGUCGCUUGCAGAUGCAGGGGAAGAAGCAGGAGCCGCUCAGCAGGCCUGCGCAGAGGCGGAAGGCGGGGGCUCGGGAGCUGGUGCUGCAGAGACAGCAGGCGGCGACUCACCGGGAGCUGCUGCUGCUGCGGGGGGCGAGGGCGGGAGCUUGGGAGCUGCUGCUGCAGAGGCAGAAGGCGGUGACCCAGGAGCUGCUGCUGCUGCUGCUGCUGCUGCUGGGGCGGAAGGCCGUGACCCAGGAACUGAUGCUGAUGAAGCGGAACUGGAUGAUGAGAGGAAAGAAUUGGCUUCCAGGGCUUCGGCGUACAUGAGGAAAUUGGCGGACUUCACGAAGCGCGCAGCGCCAGUGUUGCAGAGGCUCCCUGUGGAUGCUAUUCGGGAAGCUCUAGGGGGCGUUCUGAUUUUGGCUGUGGUGGAAAUGACUUGCAUGGGCACCCUGCUAAAGGGUGAAGAGCGAAAAGGCAUACAAGUUAUUGUUGAUAAAAUCUUGGGGGCGGUACGCCAGUCGACAAGUAGCCUUCCUAGAAAGGCUCUUCCAGUCACUACAUUCCGCCACUUCAGGUUCCUCAAGGAGCUCUUGAUGAGAAUUCCAAGUAAGGAUCCCACCGAACUCCCGUUACGCCAGCGUUUGGAAAGGCUAAGAGAAGUUUUGACUGUGCAAGAGAUAGCGGUCGACCAAAUGUUGCGCGGAUUGGAUGCUAUGGAGGAACUUUGUGAAGACAUAGAGUGGGUGAAGUCUAAGUUAGGAGCAGAGAAGUUUGCCACAAUUUUCAAAAAGACUGCAGCCAUCCGCAGAAACCACGUGCUUCGCGAAAGAAUGUUCGGUGUUUGGCUGGUAAUGCAGCACAAGAUGUUCUGUCACUACGGACUCAGCGCCUACCCUCACAUGCAGUCGCUUACUAACCAGGGCGCAAAGACUCAGAGAGAGCAGCUGGACGAACUAAAGGACUCCCCACUGGCGCUGCAGCUGCUCAUGCCAAAAUAUGGAUAUAAAGGGGGACUGCCACAGCCAAGAGAGACGAAAUCCAGAAGACGAAGAAGUGCACAAACUAGAGCCCCGGCUCAGAGUGCACAGAGGCACUCUCCAGAGGCUGCAGAGCAUCGAGAGAAUAUGCCUUUUAGAGAGCAGUACGUUAUUCCCCCUAGAUUUAGAAAGCAAAUUGAAGAGUCAAAGGCCGAAGAAGCUCCACAGGUGACUCAACCUUCCCACCCUAGAAAUGAUGGCGCCAGUGGCAGCAGCUCUCCCAGUCGCCCGAAGGGGGCUGAGUCCACCAAGGGCUCAAAAGGUGAGAAGCGGUCAGCUUCACGGCGGAGUCCUCCUUCAGGAUCUGUGCGCCGUUCCCAAAAACCAGGUCCCUCGAAGUCUCCUGAAAAAGCUGCUGCUCCUGCUACUCCUCCGCCGCAGGAAGACCCGAAAGCAGCGGAUCGUGAGGGUUCUUCUUCAGCAGCAGCCCCCAAUAGUGCCGUUGAGUCCAUUGAUCACCCCAGCACUUCGAGCCAACCUAGCUGGCCUGAAGCAGCUGAUCCACCCAGGAACGAAGAACUCCCCCGAGAAGAGGAAUCCCGCGAAUUCAGUGCGCGCUACGAAACGCGCAGCUCGCCUGAGGCACCACAGAGCCGUCCUGCUCCAGGCUUUCCACAGGUUCCUGAUUACCCUCCACAGGUUCCUGCUUACACUCCCCCGCAUGGUUUUCAAACGGCUGGGGAACUGGGUAGGCCCACAGGCACUCCCGAACACUAUGGGUUUCCUGUGGGACGCGGUUCCAGUAGGGAUCUGGCUGAACAAGGGGCUUCUGCUUAUCCUUUCAUUUCUGAUGCUCGUGUUUCCCAGAAGCAACCCGAGGAUUUCCCGCCAGCGGCGCUCCAUACGGGUUUUGCGGGUGCUGGCUCUCCUCAGCAGCAGUAUGGCUUUCUUGGCCCUCCCGGGGCCCCUGUUCGCUCUCGAGCUCCCGAAGGUCCCCCAAUUAGUUUGCCGGGCUUUCCUCAAUCCAGCCAUCACUUGGCUGGACCCAUCGGAGGCCAAUAUUCUGAGCGGCUCCAGGUUCCUGGGCCUCCCGCUUCACCGAGGAAGAUGCCGCCGGGCCUGUUUGCAGCCCCCGGCUACUUCCCUUUUAGUCGACCUAGCUUGCCCCGUGCUGGAGCUAGUUUUACUUCCCGUGCAGCUGCGGACAGCCCAUGGCAAGUUUCGCCAUCUGACUUUCCUGGCGCCUUUUCUUCACCUCCGCCGUUCAUUCCUCCUGAGUCUUUCUUCCCAGGUGAACGCAGCCCGGAGCCCACCCAAGGCUUUCACUCUGGUGACACUUUUUCCCCAAGUUCUUUCUCAGUUUCUCCCCCGCCUGGCUUUGGAAGAAACGCCGGAAGGCGCUCCUUCCCUGCGGGCCACAGAGAAGAAGCCUCGUGGGCUGGUUUGCAGCACUCUCAGCCAAACCUAGGAGAGCUGCAGCGUAGUACGACGCAGUAUUCUCGUGGAAAUUCGGAAGAGGAAGUUCUGCUGGAAUUGGGGGUAGGAAGUUCUUUGUUAGACUGGCCCGCGGGGGCGCUGAGAAGCCCCAUGGCGGCAGUCGAUGCAGGUGCUGCUUGGCAGACACCCUGGUCAACUCAAGACGACGAUACUCCCCCAACUUAUCGUGAUACUUCUUCUGUUUUUCCUGAAGGGGGCGGCUGGUGGACAAGGAGUGCUCCCCGACCCCCCUCGCCGGACUUUGAGAAGGCCCCGGGAUCCUCUUCGGCUAGGCCAACAUGCACACGCUCCACGUUCAAAGGAAUGGCUACGGGAGAGCCCAAGCCGGAGUCUUCUCACGGCAAGGAACAAUAG